Molecule: messenger RNA, 960 nt
Organism: Tyto alba (common barn owl)
Lineage: Eukaryota; Metazoa; Chordata; Aves; Strigiformes; Tytonidae
Product: MLV-related proviral Env polyprotein
Exons: 1
Coding region: 1-867 (288 amino acids)
Source: RefSeq, a predicted model, not a curated record
AUGCAACGUGUGUCAGGACAAGGUACAUGUGUUGGCACUGUACCUCUUGGGAAAAGAAGUCUAUGUAAUACCAUCACAAAAGCAAAAAAAAAAAUAAAAAAAAAAAUAGCUGAUUGGCUAGUCCCGGCCAAUAACACCAAGUGGAUAUGUUCAAAGGCCGGAAUUACUCCGUGCAUAUCUAUUAAAGAACUUAAGACAAGUGCUGAGUUUUGUAUACAAGUGCUAAUUAUCCCGAGAAUUAUAUAUCACCUUGAGGAAUAUGUUUAUGACCAUCUGACUCCUUCAACCUCGCACCAUGUACAGAAGCGAGAACCUUUUACUGCUUUGACCACAGCUACCCUAUUAGCCAUAGGAGCUGCGGGGGCAGGAACAGGAAUAGCUUCAUUAGUUGAGCAGAAUCAAAAAUUUCACUCCCUUAGAAUUGCAGUGGAUGAGGAUCUUACUCGAAUUGAGAAAUCAAUCAGCGCCUUAGAACAAUCACUGAGUUCAUUGUCGGAAGUAGUUCUCCAAAACCGUAGAGGACUAGACCUCUUGUUUUUACAACAAGGAGGACUAUGUGCCGCUUUGGGAGAAGAAUGCUGUGUAUAUGCAGACAAAACUGGUGUCGUUCGUGGUACCAUGGCCAAACUUCGGGAAGGUUUAGAAAAAAGAAAAAGAGACAGAGAAGCCCAGCAAGGAUGGUUUGAAUCAUGGUUCAACCAUUCGCCAUGGCUAACCACCCUGAUAUCUACCUUGACAGGUCCAGUCGUAAUGAUCAUGGUGGCACUGAUCUUUGGACCCUGUAUACUAAAUAAGCUCGUGUCGUUCGUCAAAAGCCGGCUAGAGAAGGUUAACAUUAUGUUGGUAGAACGCCAACAACUGCUUUAAGAACACGUUUACUCUGUGUUACUCCCAAUUAUCCUUAGUUACCCUAAAUAGCACCCUGUUAUUACUAGUUACCCUCUAAUUUCCACCGGUCCA